Messenger RNA from Solanum verrucosum, 618 nucleotides. Its product is annotated as ethylene-responsive transcription factor 2-like. The record is from RefSeq and is a predicted model, not a curated record. Bases 1 to 618 code for a protein of 205 amino acids. The transcript has 2 exons. Lineage: Eukaryota; Viridiplantae; Streptophyta; Magnoliopsida; Solanales; Solanaceae. Gene Ontology annotation, biological process: ethylene-activated signaling pathway; regulation of DNA-templated transcription. Gene Ontology annotation, molecular function: DNA binding; DNA-binding transcription factor activity.
AUGAAUAUUAAUACGGAGUUCUCUUUAUUUGAUUUUGAUUUUCUUGAAUCAGUAAAGCAACAUCUUCUAAAUGAUUUCGAUUUUUUUGAAUAUUUUUCACCUAUGAAUUUAAGCAACGUCGAAUUAUCUAAUAAUCCUAACUCAAGUUUCGGUAGCUCCCCUUCAAUCGAAUCCCAUGAAAAGUCCGAAUCCGAGGUGGAAAUUAUAAAGGGGCCUUCUAUGGUGGUAGCGCGUGAGAAAAACACGUCGGGAGAUUGGAGGCGGUACAUAGGUGUGAGACGGAGGCAAUGGGGGAUGUUCACGACGGAGGUAAGAGAUCCGGAUAGGAAAGGCGCAAGGUUGUGGUUAGUAACUUAUGAGACCCCGGAGGAUGCAACUUUUAAAAUUCGGGGCUCAAAAGCUAGGGUCAAUUUUUCUCAUUUAAUCGACUCAAACAUGCCCGAGCCGGCAAGACUAACAGUGAGGCAUCGUACGCGCUCGCCCAAGUCAUCUGCUUUUUCAUUCACGUCAUUGGAAAAUGGGACAAGGAAAAUAGAUCUUAUAAAUUUGAUAGCCAAAGCCAAAGCCAAUUUAUUUGUCAUAAUUAGGGGUGUCAAAAAUGAACCCAAACAUAGGUAA